Messenger RNA from Volvox carteri f. nagariensis, 663 nucleotides. RefSeq lists its product as uncharacterized. Lineage: Eukaryota; Viridiplantae; Chlorophyta; Chlorophyceae; Chlamydomonadales; Volvocaceae. The coding region runs from base 1 to 663 and encodes 220 amino acids. The record is from RefSeq and is a predicted model, not a curated record. The transcript is spliced from 2 exons.
AUGGUGUGGCAGCUUGCAUCGCUGCGACCAUCGCUGCGACGCCGUCAGCCGACUGCGGCAGUAGUAGCGGCAGCAGCUCACGACAGCCCGCAAGGAGCAGCCGACACAGCUGCGACCGCCGCAGGUGGCGCUAGCGCCGGCUUGGACUCUAAGUCCGGGGGUUCAGGAGGGAAACAGCGGCAGCAACAGGAACGACUAAGGGCCGUUCCGCGAGGGUGGCGGCGCGGUGGCAAGUUGCAUACUCUGGCAGCGUCGGCGACGGCAGUGCUUGCCGCGGUGUCGCUGCUCGUCGGCGCCGUCGUACUUCUGGCCGCCGGGCCUAGCGGCGCCGCUCCCGGCGGCGCACAUGUCCAGGGUAUGCCCGUUGAGCUCAACCCCUCGGUGAUGGUGCUCGGCCAAUUUGAUUGGAUGCCGUACCAACGAGCUCCGCCGUUCACGUCGCGGUGUACGGACAUGGUCGACCGCGGCAAGAAGGCAGCUGGCGGCACGCGCAUUAACUUCGUACCGACCCAUUACUGGAGGGAUUUCAACAGCGACGGCGGCGUUGAUAGCUACUGCUUCAUGAACGGGUACAUACUGAAAGCUGUCACGGGGGAACUGUACACAGGCCUUGUACUGCACGCUUGUACUGCACGCUUGUACUGCACGCUUUUCCGUCGUUGA